AUGGGGUAUGUCAGUCGGUACAUGGAGGAUCCAUGCGAAGAUCACUACACGGCAGUCAAGCAUCUCCUCCGCCACGUGGUUGGUACUCACGGGUAUGGUGUUGUCUACAAGAAGGAAGGAGGGGUCGCACUCACGUUGACAGGGUACAGCAACAGUGACAUGGCUGACGACCUUGAUGGCUGCAAGAGCACAACCAGCGUUCUCUUCCUCCUCGGCCACAGUCCCAUCUCCUGGCAAUCGCAGAAGCAGAGAGUGGUUGCACUCUCCACAUGCAAAGCAGAGUAUAUAGUUGUGGCUACAGUAGCUUGCCAGGGAGUUUGGCUCGCUCGAUUGCUGCGCAAGCUCACCAAUGAAGAGCUCCAAGCACUGACAUUGAUGGUGGACAACAAGUCUGCCAUCUCACUCAUCAAGAACCCAGCCCUCCACGACAGGAGCAAGCACAUUGACACCCGAUAUCACUUCAUACGUGAUUGUGUCGCUAGAGGACAGAUCGACCCCGAAUUCGUUGAAUCUGAAUGGCAGCUCACGGACAUCCUCACCAAACCACUCGGUCAUGUUCAGUUCUAG
Phragmites australis (common reed) is the source of this 567-nucleotide messenger RNA. Its product is annotated as secreted RxLR effector protein 161-like. The transcript has a single exon. NCBI's taxonomy places the organism in Eukaryota, Viridiplantae, Streptophyta, Magnoliopsida, Poales, Poaceae. The record is from RefSeq and is a predicted model, not a curated record. Bases 1 to 567 code for a protein of 188 amino acids.